This is a messenger RNA of Lichtheimia ornata, 2097 nucleotides long. RefSeq lists its product as uncharacterized. Gene Ontology annotation, biological process: DNA-templated transcription; regulation of DNA-templated transcription. The record is from RefSeq and is a predicted model, not a curated record. The transcript has 10 exons. The coding region runs from base 1 to 2097 and encodes 698 amino acids. Gene Ontology annotation, molecular function: zinc ion binding; DNA binding; DNA-binding transcription factor activity, RNA polymerase II-specific. Lineage: Eukaryota; Fungi; Mucoromycota; Mucoromycetes; Mucorales; Lichtheimiaceae.
AUGUAUUAUCCAUCGCAACAACAGCAACAGCAACAGCAACAGCAACAACAACCUGGAUCGAUGCCUCCAUCGUCGUCUCAAUCAACAGCUAUGCCAAGACAUGCAUCACCGGCACCAGCACCGGGUGUCCCUCCAGUUUUGGCAUUGUAUCCAAAAUCGGCUCAAUCGAUCGUGAACACAGUACCACCACCACCACCAGAUACACUUCAACACGACAACCGGAUACCACAAAAACGACCCAGGAAAGAGCGUGCAUGUGACCGUUGCCGACGAAAGAAAAUAAGGUGUGAUUACUCUCAAGCGCACGCUGAGUUACCUUGCUCGUCAUGCAGAAGUUAUGGAACGGUUUGCACGUUUAAUGAGGCUGCUCGUAAACGAGGACCAUCCAAAGGAUAUGUGGAAGCAUUGGAGAAUCGAUUACAACGAAUGGAAGCAAUCCUUGCCAACCUUGCCAGUUCAGGAAAUGCAUCGGCAGAAACGGUACAACAGCUCUUGGAAGACGAGAAAGCCAAAACGACGACCACAACAUCAUCCUCAUCGUCGGCUGAAGAGGAACAAUCCAUUCAACAUUAUCAGCAACAAAAGUCAUCAUCAUCCACGAGCAAACAUGAUCAACCACUUAUACCGGAUUACUCUUACUUUGGAUCCUCGUCAGGGAUAUAUUUCGUUGCAAAGUACUUUCCCGAUUUGAUACAGCAUGAGAAACCCCACUUUUUGCCAAUCACGGGUGGUGAUAUCAUGAUCAAUCGCGAGGAUUUCGACAAUGAAGGACCUUCUGUUCUCCCUAAUUAUGGUCAAUGGGCAUUGCCACCCAAGGAAGUGGUCGACAAACUCGUUGAAUUAUUCUUCUCAAGAAUGAACAAGCUGCUUCCGGUGUUGGACGAAGAAGAAUUCCUGGCCAAUUAUCGAAAAGGAUACGACGCUGUAUUUAUGCCGCUGCUAGUAGCUAUUUGCCGUGGCGCAAGCCGAUUAUUGACUGAUGAUGAUCCACUUGUCAAAAAAUAUGGCAUUGAUCGAAGACAACUACUCGUAUCGCUCGACCGACAAUACAACCACAAUUGCAACAUUGACAUGAUGACACCCAAGAUUGAACAUGCUCAAGUACUCCUGGUGAUGGCAUAUUGUGCUGAAAAGUGGGCACCUGAGAGCGAGGAUUGGGUGAGUGCUAGCUUGGCAGUGAAAAUGGCUCAAGAUCUUGGAUUACAUCGAUCGAGGACACAACAGCAAUUGGCACCCCACCUGAUUGAACCAUACAAACGUCUUUGGUGGUCUGCAUACGUCAUGGAUCGAUGGAUUUGUGCUGCUUUGGGAAGACCAUUGAUCAUUUCGGAUGCUGAUUGUGACAUUGAAUUGCCUGCAGUGGAACACCAUGGCAACAACUAUGAAUACCUCAUACAACUCACCAAAUUAUCGGGGAUCCUGGGCGAUGUUUUACGAGUAUUAUACGCACCUCGAGCUCGACUAGUGGGCAACUUGCAAGGCAUGAGUCAUAUAUGCAACAACUUGGAUCGUGCAUUGGCAGACUGGCAAAAUGGAUUACCUGCAGACCUCAAGCUCAGUGAAAAGGAUAUCCAAAUGGUUGUACACGAGUCACUAUCAGAUGAGUUAUCCAAACGUCUCAAUAAUGGAGCGGGACAAUUGCGCCUGGUAUAUAAUUCAGUCCUUUUGUUGAUGCGGUUACCUUUCUUUUGUAAUGGAAACCAUGCCCAUCUUGCUACGGAGGUUCUCAACGCUUCAAGAGAAGUCAUGUAUAUCGUACAAGCAUUGGAUAUUCCAUCACUGAUUGUUGUCAGCUGGACAUUGAUGGGUCAUGUCUUUUUACAAACGCUCUGCAUUCUCUUGUUAUGCCGACGUGAUUCAAACCCGGCUAUUGCAUCUGGUGCUGGUCACUUGCUAACGAUCUGCAAGGAACAAUGUAGACGUUUAGAGCCUUAUAUACCGGAACGUUCGAUGGUGUCGUUUGUGGAAUUACUGGAGAAGAUUAUUGUGGAGGACAAACUCAACAAGACACCCUUAGUGAUAUCUGAAUCCCCUGUAAAGAGAGAAGAGUUGGAUGACGCUCCUUCAAUACCUCAACAUGAACGACCGAGCGAAUAA